UAGCUAUAGAAUUUGUUUUGGUAUCGUUGUUGCUUUGCUAGCAUUACAAUUAAUUAUUUAGCUAAAUGAAAUAUAGGUGAUUGCACUUCGGACUUUUUACGCACUUUGAACACGCAAACUGGCUGGCAAAAGCAUGGCUCAGCUAAAGUCAUCCACUUCGAACGAAGCGAAAAGUGACACAUAUUCCAAGCUCAACUUCGAACCGGACGAUGAGGAAGUGUCGAUGAUAUUCGGGUUCGAGGAAAACGAUGCACGCCAGAAGCUGCAUAACUUUCCAAAAUGUUCGCGCUUGGUAAUCAGUCCCGACCUGCAGGCCGAACUAGGUAUGGAGAUUGGCACUGCCGUCAGCGUGGAGCAUCCGUGGAAGGAGAUCAAGAAGGAGAUGCUGGAGGAUCACCUCCCCGGGAAGACGAAGGUUCAGCGGCAGCUGAAGGACAAGCUGAAGGACAUGGAACCGGGCAAGCUGAUACUGGUGGGCUAUCUGCCCGACCAGAGCACCGAGGAGGAGGACCUGUUCGCGGUCUUCACGGACAAUCGGGAAACGCGGGAAGCCCGUGAGCUGAUCCGUCGCUUGGAGUUGGUGGAGCGGCUGUCCGCGGCCGCAGCAAUGAGGAAAAAGCCGCGCCGAUGGCAGACACGUGGCAGUGAGCAGGAUGUGGAGAACUUUAUACCGCAGAAGCGCACGAACGUUGUGAACGUGGAGUCGCAAAGCAUCUACCCGGCACAGCGCGUUAGCUCUUACCACUUUCAGCUGCGUAUGGUUGGGGAUGCACGUGAUGGAUACGUGGAGCUCGUGCCGAAAACCGUUUUCCAAAACAUUGUACGCAAGUCGAUAGAUUUCGGUGUCCAGUUACGUCCACAGAAGGUACACAAGUUCCAGCAAACGGAUCCAACAUUUCCCACCAAUGCCUGGUCCCAGUAUCUGUACGAGAUUGGUAAUGAGCGGAAGAUGGCUAGUGGCGUGACGACGUCGACGGCGAUGGUGGGUACCGGUGGAGCCGACUGUCAGCCAAUAUCCCCUAGCGAUCAUGUGGAGCAACUUCUGCACACGCUGGAAUUUAACCAGAUUGAUAUGUACCGGAACGACUAUCCGAUCAUUUCGCGCCACAAGUCUAUCACCAAGUAUGAGACACCCGUGGUGGAGGAGACAAUGUGCUUCAUGGAUCGAUCUACCUGCGCCAACAGGCAUGUGUCCGCCAUCGAGUGGCAUCCUCAGCUGACAGGUAUGUUUGUGGCCGCCUAUGUUCACCACAUUCCAAGCGUGGUGAUGGCGGUACCAAGAUCCGGAAAUGCAACUUCCAUCCCGGAGGGCGUAGUUGGUAUGCGGACGAUACCGUCCGGGGCAACGGUUGGUGCUGGCAGUAGAGAAGACGCAGUUAAUCGGCUUGUCUUCGAGAAAUGUCCCGUGCUGGCGUGGAAUUGUGAGGAAUCGCUAGUACCGAAGCUCUGGCUAGAUUCGCCGCGUGAGGUGACAGCACUCUCCUUCUGUCCGUAUGACGGCCGGUUACUUGUUGGUGGUCUUUCCAGCGGUCAGCUUGCCAUCUGGGAGCUGACGGAUGGGCAACUGGAACACACCGGACCACGAAUGGCUGGCCGGGAAGGGAAACAACACGGACAACAUCCAACUCCGGAGAUGUACCGCAACGAGAUUAAACAGCUGCUAGGCAACGCCACACCGACGAACCGUCUGGCCCGUGGCCAUGCGGCUAGUUCCGGCGGGCAGGCCGGCACACUGACGGACGGUGCAGGCGCACCGGAAACACCGUGGCAUGUGCGUCCGGCCGUCAUCAGCGCCCUCGACCGGUCGGCACGCAAACCGAUCACCGUGAUCCGCUGGUUGCCACAGAACUAUCACUGCGUCACCACCGGGCAGCUGCGCGUCAACGGUGCCGAGGACCGACCGGGCCGGUUCCUGCUGACGGCCGCACUGGACGGUACCGUCUCCAUCUGGAACCUUGACCUGUCCGUCCCGGCGGCGCUGUCGACACACGCGCCGGACAAGGAGAAGGCCACCGGUGAGGUAGAUACGGUCGGCGAAAUACCGACCGGCAGUGGACUGGCCCGACUGAACCACCUGUUCCAUCCGACGUUUCGCGUCCGGUGCGAUGUGCCGCUGGUAACGCUCGCUCUGGACGAACAGCCGAUAUCGUUACGGAGCGGUGGACCGUCGGGUGCAUUCCAGCUGCCGCCGGUCAUCUGCAACCAAGCGUUCAUCGCUGGCACCCUGCUCGGUGGGCUGUUCUGGGGCAAGUGGGACGGGUACGAGUUCGAUCAGGGUGCAAUCGUGAACGAGGAGCCGGUGCGCGACCGGGACAACUUUGCGGCGGUCCACAACGGGCCACUGGUGGCGAUCGCACGGAAUACCUUCGUACCGGACGUACUGCUGACGGCCGGCGGUAGUGUGCUAGCCCUCUGGACGGCCGAUUGUCGCCAGUCGCCCAUCUUUUGGCGCCUGAAACCAGUGUCCGUGACCGCCUGCGUGUGGAGUCUCGAUCGACCAUCGGUGUUUUAUGUCGGACUGGCGAACGGUGACCUGGAGAUAUGGGAUCUACAAAUACACACCUCCACUGCCUGCGUGACACUAAACCUCGGUGCGAACGUGUUGUCUAUCAUCACGCAGCAGCAACAUCGCCGUAUACCCCAGCGCCAUCUGGCGGUAGCCGAUGGGAAUUGCAACGUGCGACUACUCAGCGUACCGGCAGCAUUUGCCGAACCGCAUCCAAGCGAACGGAAGCGUUUCCGGCAGCUGAUAAGGGCCGAGCUGGCUCGCAAACACGAUCAGGACGCUUGGGUGCAGCGGUACUACGAGCAGAACCGGGAACAGAUCGAGGCGAAACUCCGCGCGGAACGGGAGGCACGCGAACUGGCCGAACGGCUCGAGGUGGAAAAGCAGGAGCAUGAUGACUUCCUGCGCCGGCAGGCGAUCGAGGAGGCGAAGAAGAAAGCGCUGCGCGAUGCAGAAAAGCGUGUCGAUCUGAGCCGUCGGCUUGAAGGCCGAUGGCGGUCACGCUACUACCGGGCCCUGAUCCGUACGAUGAUGGCACGCCGCCACCUUAGCCCGGAGCUGCUGGCGAAGCAGAUGCAUCCGGAGCGCGAACGGCGCCGGUAUGACGUGCGGAAGCGGGCGACUAUCGGCGAGAGUGUUGCGGCCGCUCCCGAGGACUAUCGGCGCGUUCAGACGUCGCUCGAACCGGGUGAACUUCGGGCUAGGGUAGCGCUAUCGCUCACCGAGGAAGCGGCCCAGUUGCGGGAAACGGUCCGUGCCCGGUUUCGGGAGGAGCUGGCCGACUAUCCUCGCGUCAGCUGGGAAGCGAAGGAGGUCCUGCGUAACUUCCGCUUACCACUCGAGCUGGACAGUGUGGUCAGCAUCGUUGCGAAAGGUCGUGCCCGCCGGGAGCUGGUGCUUUCGGACGACCACGGCAAUCUGGAGCAUCUGCAGUCGUACCUGGCGAAACAGACGGCACGCGGUUCAGCUGUUGGAGACGGCGGUAUGGACGGUCCCGGCAAUGGCGACGAAGCGGAGACCGCCGUUACAAACGUCAGCCCCGAGGCACGACGCACCGUUGGGUUACAGCGUGCCCGCUCGGUGACGUUUAUUGACGACGUGCCGAAACCGAGUCCCGACCUACAGGGUUAAACAGGUUGAAACGGUACCUUAACCGGAGUUCCCAUCCCUAAUACGGGAGACAAAGACAUACAAGUCCCGUUAGGCGCGUUUUUUCUUGUGCUGGUGACACGACACCUGAGUAGUCAAGUUCGAACUGUUUUUCGGCAUAGCGGUACUUUUCGCGCCAUCCAGUGACGCAAUCGACCGACUUCCAGAACCAAACCAAGAUGGAUAACGAAAUGUCGACAGAAUUCCAGAUGAGGCGUUAGGCCGUAGAUUCAAAGCCCUUUUCAGGGGAAAAAAACAUGCCCAGGGAAUAGACGAUGUAUGUUAACGUGCCUGGAAAUAAAUGUUAGCCAAUUUCUAAUCUCAAUCACCAAGAAGACACGAUUCCAAAUGAUCCAUUACAAUGCAUCCCGAAAGUCUAAUAUGGUGAAGCUAUUGAAAGAUGAAUGAUUCGCUAAUGGCUGACAAGGGUGGGCAGCAUAAUAUUAAAAAUUUGAAGUUGUUUAGACACUCCACCCAAUGCAAACACCACACGCGUUACGUUACGAUAUUACCAUACACCUUCAUUUCUUUGCCAAAACAAAAAAAAUCAAAAUGUCAAAAUUAACCACCAACUCCGCCUCCGCCUCACAACGCUAAAUGGCGUUAGAUUUAUCGCACCCCCACAAAUUCCUCAUUAGCUGAACAAGCUUUACGGCGAUUGAUUGUGCUUUUGUUUGCUUAGGCACCACUUGUUUAGACCGCUGAAUACCUGCUGUUGACAAAUUGUGCACUUACAACACCCUGGUGUCGUUUCGCACUUUUAUAGUGUCUGGGCAACUACUUCUUCUGCUGCGUUCAACUUGGGUGAUGGUGUGUAGUUUGGGAAGAACUUCAUAUAUGCUGAAGACUGAAGAUCCAUUAGGCCGCAUGGAGAAAUUGCACCUUCUUUGUGCGGUUGCUUCAUGUGCCGUACAUGUGCCGUAAGGCACCAAUAUGUACAUGGUUACGCGAAACAAGGUAAGGUGGCGUGUGUUAUUGCGCAUGGAUUAUAAUACACAUUGAACAUUGGUUUUGCGCUAUGUGGAAACGACACACGAGCUGCAAUCUGAAUUUAGCCGAAAAAAGCUUCUACCUUUUUUGGAAACUGUUUUCCCACGCGGAGACCAGCGGUCUGGCAAGGACAUCUUAGCUUUAUCACAGACAGGGCAGUUACGCAUGGUGCAUUGGUUACGCUUCAUUCAUUUUUCUGACGCGUUACGCGUGACAAGAUACAACCGCAUAGUCGGAAAUGCGAGUGUCGUCUAGCAUUUCCUUCCAAUACUGCUCUUUACCGUCAAGAUAUCCGGACAAGAAGUGAAUCAAAACGAUACCCUUCAAUUUGGGAUGGCCUUGACUUUACGUUGGUUGUGAUGGUAACGGUAUUGCCCUCAGAUGAAAGUAGUCUAAGAGCCUCAAAAUCUCCAAAAAACAAUAAAAACAACAACCUGUUGUUAAAUUUCCCUUCCCAAGGGUCACGAAUGGCAUUGAUGGCUCAGUUGUUCCUGUCGAGAAUUGUCGACGACACAAAGGUUCCAUUAUGGCUGCGAGUGAAUCUUGAUCUGGAAACGUGUUCUCCUCAAAUUUCAACAGAAAACCUACAGCGAAACGUUCGAACGUACAUAUUGCUAGGAGCAAGGUUACAGAUCACGAAUCUGGAUCAUGUUCUGCCGCUUCAUCUAGUGCAAAGUCUUCACAGCAGAUGCCCUUACGGUAGACAUUCUCGCACAAGAUCUGGCACACACUGCCUUGGAUGCCGUCCACUUAACUGUUGGGAGACAUUUAGACAACGUCUACCACGUUUUGCCACAUCGUUCCUUUCGCUCAGGGCGAUCAGGGCGUUAUCCGUACCAGGGAGGGUUUUGAAUGGUGCUCCAUUUUUCCGGUGAUCGUAUGGUGUGGUAAGAAGCCGCCCUUCGGAUUGAGCGAUUACGCACCUAGACGACGCACUUGCCCGACCACAGCACGAGUCAUGCAUGUCAAUGUUGCUAUUUUUAUUACUACCCUUUUUUUUGUCUGCAGACUCCAACGCUUCGUCGACGUGUCGGUUGCAUUCAACCGGAAGGUUUGUUGCGAACGGGACCCCCCCUCAAAAAGGCGUACAUCCAAUGCUCAAGUCACCAUUAGUGGAUGGUAGGUACCCCUUGCUUCUCCCACCCUAAUGAGCUACGAACAUGCUCGGAAUAUGACAAGACGGCUAGCGCGACUGACAGUAGACCAAAGCGAGAAAAAUAAAACAAGUGCGUCAGAGCGAGAGAGAGAGAGAAACAGAGAGCUACGAAGACGGAUGAAAACGAAAGAAAAACCCCAGCGAAAUGGAAGCCCCAA
This is a messenger RNA of Anopheles funestus (African malaria mosquito), 5959 nucleotides long. Its product is annotated as dynein axonemal intermediate chain 3-like. The coding region runs from base 134 to 3637 and encodes 1167 amino acids. The transcript is spliced from 3 exons. The record is from RefSeq and is a predicted model, not a curated record. Gene Ontology annotation, molecular function: dynein heavy chain binding; dynein light chain binding. Lineage: Eukaryota; Metazoa; Arthropoda; Insecta; Diptera; Culicidae. Gene Ontology annotation, cellular component: inner dynein arm. Gene Ontology annotation, biological process: cilium movement involved in cell motility; inner dynein arm assembly.